AUGAUACAAGCGUUCCAAGAGAUCUUGUAGUGGAAAAUGGAAGCACAAGUGAUCAAGGUGUCAUCGCGAUGUCGAAUGUUCCUGUUACAUCUGAACCGGUUUACAGUGAACUCCCGGAUGUUGUUGAGUCAGCUAAUUGCGUUAAACGUUUCUUUCCUAGCACAACAUCACUCAAUACAAUMACUGAAGAAUCGUGUAUUGUAAGGAAUCCAGCUGUCUAYAACACGAUGCCUAAAGCYCGUAAAAAUACUGAUCCACUUCCGGUAAUUCCUCCACAARUCAGACCCAGGACCCCGGAACUUCGCAGCUCUUUCYUAGUCAACGCAUGCGCCGAUAACACAAAAACAGCAAAAUUUCUCGAUGACAUGAAUCGAAGAGGUUGUAUGUCUCUGAACCGCAAUGUCCAGUGUAGAGUAAAAAGAGAAAGAAGCUCAACAAAUGUGGAUAUGUUAGACGAUGUGUUCUUUGGAGAUAUUUGGUCAAAACCAGAAGACCAUGCAGAAGACGAUGGCGAUGACGAUAAUGUCGAAGAACGUGAUGAAAGGCAUCGGUCGGAGUCAUUUUACCAACAGCUUCAUUCUAACCCUGGAAGCAAGGGGUCUUUGUACGAGUCUCUGCAUGAAGCUACUAAAGAGUCUCCAAAAACGCGUUUUUCAACACUUGAAAGGAUAAAGAAUAAAUCAAACCAUGAAAACUUUGGUUUGAGCUUACAAAAUAAGUCAGAUCGAGAAUCGUCCAAUCAGGAUGACAUAUCACUAGCUGGUUCAUCAGUUUCCAUUGAUGGAGACUGGGGCGAGCUACCCGAGUACCAUACACUUGAGGGCCCCGAGGAACCCAACGAUAAUCAAGGACAAGUGAGAUUGUUUGCGGAAAGGGACAUUUUGGAACUAUCUGGAACAUUACUUUUUCUAAAGCGCUCCUUUUCUGAAGGGGACAUUAUGAAAGCCUGCAGAAAGGAGAUUUCUUUACGAGGGUCGUUUUCUGAACGAUACAUUGCGAAACCCUAAAGAGAGUCGAAAGCUUGAAGAGAAAAAAAUUCCGUGAUAAACUCCUUUUCUGAACGGAACAUUACGAAAUUCUGUAAAAAGAAACCUUCGUUUACAAGGGUCCACUUCUGAAAAGGACAUAACAAAAGUCAUCAGAAAACUGCUCAAAAGUGUUUGUAAGUCAAGAUUGAAUGACGUUUUACCUAUAUAGACAAGGAAAGACUUACAGAACACGAUGCACACAGAUGUUAUAGAUAAGCAAUGACUGUACGUAUACUGAAUAUUCUGUAUAUUUAUUCAUAAUCAAGUCGGAUGAUCUUAAAUAGAUCGUAAGAGAAAUCGAUCAGCAUGACCGCUGAAUCUACAAAAUGACAAAAGUUUGUAUAUCAUACAUAUCAUAUCCCAGAAUGCAACAGGGUCGCAUUCUUCUAACUUUGUGGAUCCGACAUCCACUGGAAAAAAACAAAGUAUGUAAAGUUACAGUUACCCUGAAUUUAGUUUACACUAUAUACUUGCAGGAAAUUUACAGAGUAUAUAUACUGAUAAGUAUCAUUCCAGUGAAAUAAAGAAAAUAUAUCGGUCGACAAUC
Messenger RNA from Exaiptasia diaphana, 1575 nucleotides. RefSeq lists its product as uncharacterized. The transcript has 6 exons. The coding region runs from base 69 to 1007 and encodes 312 amino acids. The record is from RefSeq and is a predicted model, not a curated record. NCBI's taxonomy places the organism in Eukaryota, Metazoa, Cnidaria, Anthozoa, Actiniaria, Aiptasiidae.